This is a messenger RNA of Propithecus coquereli (Coquerel's sifaka), 1222 nucleotides long. It is a transcript of the gene PRIMPOL, whose product is annotated as primase and polymerase (DNA-directed). The annotation marks the transcript as partial. Lineage: Eukaryota; Metazoa; Chordata; Mammalia; Primates; Indriidae. Gene Ontology annotation, molecular function: chromatin binding; DNA-directed DNA polymerase activity. Gene Ontology annotation, cellular component: nucleus; mitochondrial matrix. The record is from RefSeq and is a predicted model, not a curated record. The transcript is spliced from 8 exons. Gene Ontology annotation, biological process: error-prone translesion synthesis; mitochondrial DNA replication; replication fork processing.
CCGGAGGCGACAGAACUUGAUCUGGGCCGGGAAGGGGACAGAUCCGGGAAGGGUAACGCGGGGCAUUCCAGUAGUAAUUGAUGGAAAUCUUACAUGGGAUAAGAUUUGUUCUCCCCAUACUUCUGAACCAAUGAACAGAAAAUGGGAAGCAAAACUGAAGCAAAUUGAAGAACGAGCAUCUCAUUAUGAGAGGAAACCGUUGUCCUCACUGUAUAGACCAAGAUUAUCCAAGCCUGAAGAACCACCCUCCAUUUGGAAACUAUUUCAUCGACAAACUCAAGCUUUUAAUUUUGUUAGAAGCUGUAAAGAACAUGUGUGUAAAGCGCUUCAAGAGUUAUAUAGUGUUAAUUGUUCAGCUGAAGAUGUUUUGAACUUGGAUUCCAGCACUGAUGAAAAAUUUAGCUGUCAUUUAAUAUUUCAACUCCAUGAUGUGGCAUUCAAAGAUAACAUUCAUGUUGGUAAUUUCGUGAGAAAGAUUUUGCAGCCUGCUCUUCACUUAAUUGCCAGUGAGGAUGACAAUCGCCUUCGAGAGACAGCAGGUCAUGGAUCGCCCCAUUUUUCUGAAGCACCAGUAGAACAAGGAAUUUCCUUUAACAAAAUGUCCACAGAUAAGGAUAUAGGAGAGAGCUGGCCGUUGAAUUCAGAGAAACUGGAGAGGUGGGGGUCAGCUGAGCAAAGCAGUCCUGAGCUUUCGUUUUUAGUUGUGAAGAACAACAUGGGAGAAAAGCAUCUUUUUGUGGAUCUAGGAGUUUAUACAAGAAAUAGAAAUUUUCGGCUCUAUAAAUCAUCAAAAAUAGGAAAGCGUGUGGCUUUGGAGGUCGCUGAAGAUAACAAAUUUUUUCCUCUACAGUCAAAGAUUCUGGUUGAUCUGAAAAAUGAAGUUUGGUAUCAAAAAUGUCAUGACCCUGUAUGUAAAGCAGAAAACUUCAAAUCUGACUGUUUUCCACUACCUGCUGAAGUAUGUCUCCUGUUUCUUUUCAAAGACGAAGAGGAGUUUCCAGCAGAUGAAGCUGGGAACAACAAAACCAAGAAUCCUCAUAAACAGUCACCUAAUAAGUCAUCAACAGGUAUAUCUUCUGAUGUGGACUGGGAUAAUGGCAUUGAUGAUGCUUAUUUUUUAGAAGCCACUGAAGAUGCUGAAUUAGCUGAAGCUGCAGAAAACAGUCUUCUCAGUUAUAAUAGUAUAAUAGAUGAAAUUCCUGAUGAACUAAUUAUAGAAGUA